UCCCAUAAUACCCAGUGAUUACUGUUCUGUGUUAUAACAUUGCCACCGCUCCCUAGGUCUAUCCCAGAGCGCCCGCCACAGCGCCGGAGGCGAAAGACGCGAGACGCUUUUGCAGGGGGUACAACGAAGGACCGUAAGAAUAAUGCCAACCUUCGGCCGCAUUGGUAAACAUAGCAAUCGUUCCCAGAACGCUCUUGUCAGUGCAACAACGAGCGAUCCUCAGACGCCUGCCACAGCCUCCUCCUCAAAAUCGUCGGCCACGGCGACAGCGACAACGACAUCUACCUUGCCAUCAUCGCAAUCGACCGGAGGAGCAGGAGCAGAGGGAGUGGGUUUAGUAGGAGCCGGAGGAUCCUCAGGGCCUGAAGUACGUGUAAGGCAAGAGCCCAAGACCGCUUCGUCAUCAGUGGGUUCCGGCGCAACGACAGGUACUAACAACACCGCCCAAACCCAGAAGAACCUCCACCAAACCCAAAAUCCAGGUACUACCCAACAGCCCCACAACUACCAGGAACAACUACUACAACCACAACCACAACUACAUUCACAAUCACAACACCAUCACCAUCACCAACAACACCACCACCAUCGCCAUCGCCAUCACGAUUCCGACUACAACCAAGAAGGUUCUGACACCGACACCGAUACUGACACCGACAGAAACGUCGACGUCGAAGACCAGCACCAUUAUCACCACGACGGUGCUGCCAGUGACAGCCUCCCCUCCGCUUCGCCUUCCAACUCCUAUAGUGCGAGUGAAUCUCUUGAUAGGGCGUUGCAGCAACAGCUGCAAGACCUGGCCCGCACAAAGGCGCAGUUACUGGCCCAAUUGCAACAAUCACAAACAGACCCAGAACAACCACCGCCAACCCCGCCGCAGCAACAACCGCCUCCUCGCCAGGACUUCGCAUCGCAUCGCUUCCCCAACGUCGCUCCAAUCCACGUGCAUCCCCAGUACAACGCUGCUACCGGCUCCGUAGACGACCUCCAGGCUACGUUCGAUUCCCCGGUCGGCACUCCUGCCCACUACUCCUAUCAGCAGCUGCCUCAACAGCACCAGCCUCAACAACAACAACAACAACAACAACAACAACAACAACAACCACCACCACCACCGCCCGAGCAGAAGAAGUCUGCUAGGAAGCUGAUUAAAAACAUCCUGACUAGAGCGCAAGACCACCACCAGCAGCCGCAGCCGCAGCCGCAGCCGCAGCCGCAGCAGUCUCAGCCCCAGCAUUCCACGUACCACCCGCCCUCCCAACAGCAGCAACAGUACCAGCCUCAUCACUCCCAUUCCCAGUCCCUCCAGUACGACCACGCUGCCGGUGGCCUUGACCGUCGAGAUUCUUUACGAGUGAGAAACCCACCAUCCAUCCCGUUCGCCGUCUCCCAGGUCUCUCUCGACCAACCGAGCGACUGGCCCACGGACCAGCAAGGCCCUUAUACCCGGCCCUCACCCCUUCAAGGACCCGGUGAAUUGGAAGAGCACCUGGUGGGAAGCGGUUCUAACAGGAGCUUUAUCGUACAGAAUCCCCACAAGUCGGACCGCCACUCCGUUGUUUUUGCCCCUAGCGACUUCGAGCCGGUCCAGUACGAGGAGCUCAUCUAUCGACAGCAGCAACAGCAGCAACGGACCUCGAGUGGCCAGCAGAUCCAGUACGGCCAAGCCAUUUUCGACCCUUCGCCCGAGCCAACCUACCAGGCAGCGGGCCAGUAUCACUCGCAGCCUCCGAGCGGUGGCCCUUCCCCCAUCUUCGCCGGCGUCGCUAGCCAGAAUCGGGCCGCCACACCGCAGGAGAAAAUUUCUGGGUCAGUCUCUCGGCUGUCGCAUGACUCUUCUGCCGUCGCCGACUCGGACUCGCAGUCCCCAAAUACGCAAUCCGUUCAUCAGUCCCCCGUCUUGACGAACCGCGGCGGUGCUCAAGACAUCAAGUCUCAGCCUAACCAGCCUCCUUUCCAGCGAGAGAGUGUGCCGGUCCUUCCCAAGCGCGAAGAUUCUCUCCCAGACCGUGAACGGCAGGACCAGCUAGACCAGCACCAGCGCCAGCGUCAGCCCGAACAGACCCGUCACCACCAGCAUCAAGAGGGACAGGAAGAGAAUAUGGCUCCCGGAGGGCCGCCUAACAACCGACGACCGCCUCCCGAGGCAGAAAAGACGAUCCGCACUGUCGACCAGCCCCCGCAAGGUCCGCCCUCUGGUUACAGGCUGAGCCAGCUUCCUCCGGGCGCCGCAGGCGGACAGGGUAACACUCUUCGAGUUGCCGGUGGCCAAGAAAGGGCAGCGCAGUUCGAAGGGCAGGUUGGAGACCAAGGCAGAAAUAGCCCCCAGCCCGCCAAUGCCGAUCAGAACCUUGCUGAUCCCGAAAAGUUCAAAGAGCUCUUGACGAAAUACAAGAACGUUAAGCGCCUCUAUUUCGAUGGCAAGACGCAGAUUGAGAAUCUCACCUUGCAGGUCGAGCAACUGCAGAAUGCUAUUGCCAACCAGCGCAUCACACAGUCGCGAACGGCGCUGGACGACAGCGAAUACCUCACACGUUUCAACCGGCUGAAUGGCGCCAUCAAUAACCUAUCGUUCAACAUCCGCAAAGACUGGCGCACGGUUCCCCAGUGGCUCAACAAAUACGUCAGCGCCGAGGCGCUCAAGACGGGCAAGCAGGAGAUGACGGCAGUGGGCCGGGCGGUUAUCACGCGCUGGAUCGUCGAGGAAAUUUUUGACAAAUGCUUCCACCCGGGCCUGAACUAUGACCUCAGCCGGCAGCUCAAGGACAUCGAGCUGAACAUCCGGCGGUUCUCGUACACGAUGAACGCGCAGGAGGAGUUCGAGGCCCUGACGACCAAGGUGGUCAGCUGGCGCAUGGCCACACUCGAGGGCCUGCAGCACAUCAUCAAGUCGCCGGAAAGCGCGGAGAAUAGAGCCGACUUUACGCGGAUGGCCACCGCCAACCUGACGGCGACCCUAUUCCAGUAUCUGGCCGAACCCCCACCGACUGGCGUGGACGGCAGCGCGUCGAUGAUCAUCGAACUGGCGGUCAGCAUCGCGGCCAACAUGCCCCUGGAGAGCCGAGACGUCGCCCUCACCUACCCCCUACCGGGUGACCCGGUCAACCUCAAUGUUAUGGAGGUGGAAAAGUCUGGCCUGCCUGCGAUCGAAACGCAGGGCGACGGCGAACAGGUCGAUGACGGAAGGGCGGAGGAGCCAGAUGGGAGGGAAGGCGCCGGUUCCAGAGCACGUGGGGACAAGUCCCGAAACGGUACGUUUACAACCUUACAAGACGGCAAGAGCAGCAGUAGCAAGACCGGUGGCGGCAGCGGCAGCAGUAGCGGCAAAGGUCCGGCCGUGGCGAUCCCGGCGAGGAAGAGCAGUCUCGUCCCCGCGUCCUCGUUUGUCAAUGCCAAAAAUACUGACACGGCAACUUUUGCAGUUCCACCACCGAAGGAUAGCGGCAAGAUCCGGUUCGCGGCCUUCCUGGCCGUAGAAGUACGUGGUCGACAGGUACUCAUGAAGGCACCGGUCUGGACGCUUGGCUAGAGAAGUGAAGGAAUACACGCAAGGUGACGCUUCACGACCCCGGGGACUAUG
Messenger RNA from Sodiomyces alkalinus F11, 3580 nucleotides. RefSeq lists its product as hypothetical. The record is from RefSeq and is a predicted model, not a curated record. The transcript has 2 exons. Lineage: Eukaryota; Fungi; Ascomycota; Sordariomycetes; Glomerellales; Plectosphaerellaceae. The coding region runs from base 143 to 3529 and encodes 1128 amino acids.